Molecule: messenger RNA, 5272 nt
Organism: Geodia barretti
Lineage: Eukaryota; Metazoa; Porifera; Demospongiae; Tetractinellida; Geodiidae
Source: the annotation of a GenBank genome assembly
ACAGCAAUGGAGUCACCGACGACUUGGCCAACAGCUGAAAAUUAUGGAGACGAGAUGGAGAGGGAGGAGGAGGAGGAAGAAGAGGAAGAGGGAGAUGAGGCCAUCACCAAGAGGCUCGUCUUCGAUUGUGCCGAGACGCUGUACAAGCCCGAGCUCCGUCGCAAGGUUGCCGCUGCCUCCAAGAAACAGUCCGUGCUCACGUACCUCAGGAUCCGACCCAAGAGCCAGCGGGAGAUCCUGAGCAUGGACGCCUCCUGCCUCCACCUGCUCAACACGAGAGAGCUGCAGGCAGUGGCGCCCGUUUCUUCCCAGACCUUCAAGAACAAGACUGGGGCCAGGUGUCCGGGCGAGAGCACACAGCAGUUCAGCUUCACGCACAUCUUCGGCGAGACGACCUCGCAGCGAGGCGUGUUCGAGGAGGCGCUGGUUCCCACUCUCAGGGACUUCUUCGACGGACAGAACUGCCUUUGUUUUCACCUACGGAGUAACAAACUCAGGUACAUCUGUCAGUGAAACUUUACCUUGGGCCAGUGGGUAUAAUAUUUCUGUCCUGCAGGUAAAACCUACACCGUGACAGGGACGCUGACAGCGCCAGGCAUCCUCCCUCGAUCCCUCGACCUCAUCUUCAAUUCAGUGAGCCCCCAGCAGAUGAGUUCGUUGGAGUUGCGCCCCAAGAACUUCUCUGAAGCCAUCUACCUCACCGAGGAGGAGGCGGCGAGCGAGCUCACCAGGAGAGAGAGCAUUUUGAACAAGGCCCGUACAGGUGAAGGGAUGAAUGGGGUGGAAGAGGCUGGAGACACUGACACCAGCAGUAACAUCAGCACCCUCUCCAAGGCCUCCUCUAACUACAGCAAGGUCUCCGAGCCAGGAGCCAGUCUGUGUGAGAUCCAGGUGCAGGAUGGCUCCACCAUUGACCUGGAGGACAGCGGCAACGUAUGCUACUCUCUCUGGGUCUCCUUUGCCGAGAUCUACAACGAGUUCAUAUACGACCUCCUGGCAGAGGAGCCGAACCCGAGCAGACGGCGCAGACCUGCUCUCAGACUGGCUGAAGACAAGAACCACAACCACUUUAUCAAAGGUCUGGUGGAGGUGAAGGUGGGGAGUGUGGAGGAGGCUCUGCUGCUGCUGAGGAUGGGAGUGAGACACCGCCACGUGGCUGCCACCAACCUCAACUACCAGUCAUCUCGCUCGCACACAAUCUUCACCGUCAAGAUGAUCAAGGUUUUGGCAGGCUCCGACAAGCCUCAUAGUGCCCUCGUCAACAGGAUCUCCAUAGUGGACCUGGCUGGAGCUGAAAGGUCUAAAGAGACGGGGGCCAAGGGGAUUCGAAUGAGGGAAGCUGGCAACAUCAACAACUCGCUCCUCACCUUGGGGAAAUGCAUCGAGGCCAUGAGACACAACCAAAACAGGAGGAGAGGAGAGGAGCAUAUUGUACCAUUCAGAGAGAGCAAGCUGACCAGACUCUUCCAGAACUACUUCAUCGGGAAAGGGAAGGGAAUCAGACAGGGAAAGAUCACCAUGCUUGUCAAUGUCUCCAACAACGCCUCUGUGUUCGACGAGACAAUACACGUGCUGAAGUUCUCGGCCAUCACUAGUAAAAUUGUCCCGAUAGUGAAGGAGACUGUGCUUGUUAGUCAGUCCCGCCCACCUCCCUUGUCUCGGGUGCUGAGGUCAACUGUCCGACAAGCCACCACCGCUGCAGCGACUCCUGCAGUGGGGAAAUCCGGUCGAGCCCCUGUCGUUAACGAAGAUGAUGAAAAGACAGUCGAAGCCAAGAGGACAGUCUCUAUAGUAGUCUGUGAACGGUGUGAGGCAAAGAAGAAAGAGGUCUCGAGGCUCCGCAGGAAGGUGGGUGACCUGGAGGUUGAGAAGAUGGAGAGCGAGUAUCAGAUAAGACAGGAGGUGUGUCGAGAGUUCCAUGAACAGCUCACCGACAUUGAGGAGACACACAGGGAGGAGUUGGAGGAGCAGGCAGAGGAGAUGCAAGAGAUGUACGACAAGAGAAUGGAGCUCCUCCAAAAGUCAAUGAAGAAAGAGUUCAACAGAAAACGACGUCGCAUUGAGGCAGACGAGGAGGGGGAGGGGGAUGGGGAGAGAGAGAAGAGAGGUGGACCGUCUGAGGGGCAGAGUCUCACGCCUGGAGGAGGAACUCCAGUCAGAGAGAGAGCAUAACGUCACGCUCUCUGCUGAGAUGAAGGACGUGACAGAGACCCACGAGAGCAGAGUUACACGACUCAACCAGCAGAUCAACAGCGUGUCUCUCAGAGCAGCCGAGGCAGAGGGCCAGGCGAUGCAGCUACAGGAGGAACUGGCACACGCCAAGAGUGAAGCAGCAGAUAAAGAGAACAUGCUACAGGAAAAUCUGGCCAACACCGAAAGAAAGGCAGAAGAGAGAGAAAGAGAACUCCUUGCUGUUCAAGAGAGGCUGGACAAUGAAAUCAGAGCUGUACGUACUGAUCUGGAGGAGAGGGAGAGUGUGCUAGUGGCAACUCGAGCAAAGUUUGAACUAGAGCUAACUGCUCUCCAGACUCAGCUGGCUGGGACUAAGGAAGAGGCUGUGGACACUGGGAGUCAACUGAAGGAGAGCCAGGACACGUUCAGUGAUCUACAGACUCAACUGGCAAUGGCCGAGGAGGAAGCAAGUGACAGAGAAGAAAAACUGCAGGAGAAAGUCAGAGAACUGGAAUCAGAGCUGGAGAGAGCUGAGAGGGAGCUGGCAGCGGUUGUAGAGAGGGAAAACGAACUGAGGGAGACAUGUGGGACCCUCCAGCUACAGGUCGAAGAAUCAAAUGCCCAGUUGGCAGAGAAAGAGGCUGAAAACGAGGCUCUGAGGAGCGAUCGACUCUCCCUCAUCUCAGAGUAUGAGUCACGGGAGGGGCAGCUGAGGGAGGAGAUUGCAGAGUUGAGGUCCGAACUGGGGCAGGCAUCGCAGGCAGAAGUCUCUGGCCGACUGGAGAGAGAGUGGGAGGAGAGAGUGCGGCAGGCCGAGGCUGGGAGAGAAGACGCAGUGGCUGAGGUGGAGAUCCUGCAGACCAGGAUCAGCGAGCUCACUCGGGAUGCAGAGCAGGAGACGGUGCUUGCUUUGGAGGUCCAGCUGCAGGAGAGGGUGACUGAGCUGGAGUUAGUUCAGGCAGCCAGCAAGGCCAGCUCUGAGGCAGCACAGGGAGAGAUUUCCAGUCUUCAGGAGCAAGUGGAGGGUCUAGAGUCACAGCUAUCAGCCAGCUCUGAAGCAGCACAGGGAGAGAUCUCCAGUCUGCAGGAGCAAGUGGAGGGUCUGGAGUCACAGCUAUCAACCAGCAAGGCCAGCUCUGAGGCAGCACAGGGAAAGAUCUCCAGUCUGCAGGAGCAAGUGGUGGGUCUGGAGUCACAGCUAUCAGCCAGCAAAGCCAGCUCUGAAGCAGCACAGGGAGAGAUCUCCAGUCUGCAGGAGCAAGUGGUGGGUCUGGAGUCACAGUUAUCAGCCAGCAAGGCCAGCUCUGAAGCAGCACAGGGAGAGAUCUCCAGUCUGCAGGAGCAAGUGGUGGGUCUGGAGUCACAGUUAUCAGCCAGCAAGGCCAGCUCUGAGGCAGCACAGGGAGAGAUCUCCAGUCUGCAGGAGCAAGUGGUGGGUCUGGAGUCACAGUUAUCAGCCAGCAAGGCCAGCUAUGAGGCAGCACAGGGAGAGAUCUCCAGCCUGCAGGAGAAAGUGGCGGGUCUGGAGUCACAGCUAUCAGCCAGCAAGGCUAGCUCUGAGGUAGCACAGGGAGAGAUCUCCAGUCUGCAGGAGCAAUUGGAGGGUCUGGAGUCACAGCUAGUGGAGAAAGAGAGGGUGUUAGCUGCUCUCCAAGCUGCCAAGGCUGUCCAGACUAGUGAAACGCAGGCGAGGGUGGGCUCUCUCCUGGAACAGGUGAUGUUGGUGAAGGUUGAGCUCAGCAGCAGUUGCAUGGAGCUGGCCGAGAGGUGUGGAGCUCACAGCCAGCUGGUCCGGCAAUUGGCAGCAGGGGUGGUGGGCGAACGUGAGGCACUGCAGAAUGAGGUGAAAGAACUGCGGGCACAGCUGGCAGCUCAAGAAACAGAGCUGAAGGCCAGGGAAACAACAGCAGGCGAGGGCCAACUAAGGGAACAGUGGAAAGACGUUGCCUCAGAGAAAGAAACCACUUCCUCUGAGGGAGAGGAGAUGCAGAGUACAGAGGAGGACAGCGGUGCCGACAUCCAUCCAACCUCUACCAUUGAUAAGGUCCCCUCCCCGUCUCCUGUGCCUGAGGGUCUGCCCCGCAGCGACUCCAAACCCCGUGUUGCUGUUCUGGAGCGCAGCUCUCUCCUAAUGGAGGACACCUUCACUGACACCACCACCACCAGAGUUGUUAUCGAUGCCACACCCCCCAUUGCGAGGAAGCGUGGCAGGAAACAAAAGCUCCCAGCGAAGGAGAAUAUCGAGGACCUUCCUAGCAAGAAGUACCCACGGAGAACCAGAAAUAAACCCAAGAGAUUUACAGAGUGUGAUGGUGUACCUAGUCUGAAGGCUCUUUUACCGCGACUACGGCCGAGCAGAGACAAGAAGGUUCUGAGCUCUGCCCAGCCCUCUCCUCCCCCUCCUCCUUCUUCCCCUCCUGGACACCAAUUACGGGCAGCUGAGAGAGCGACACGGUCCAUUAGGACCACCAGACUUCCCAUCAGAAAAUCUCAAAUCUCUGGUCCUCUGGGUCUGCCCGGGACUGGGAGUCCAGCUUUACCACUGUCAAGGUGUAGUGUAGAUAUUGGGCCAAACGCUCCUCCACUUUACCAUGACCACCACUACUAACUACACCUAGCCUCGCCUCUCCCUGUUCAUUAGUCCUGGUCCAAACACUUCUGACUGUGACCUUCAGCCAUUUUGUAUAUAUGAAUACACACACACACCAUUUGUUCACAUACAUCAUUCUGUAUAUUAUCUGAGGAUUAACAAUGAUUAUUAGUUUUUGUGCUAUUUGCUGUGAUCAGUUGAAGAUAAAGUAGCUUGCAGUUCUCCACUUUCUUCCAACUCCUUGACAAUGUCCAGGCCGCCAAUCAGUUGUCCGUUGACGUAGAGUUGUGGGUAUGUGGGCCAGUUGGAGAAUUUCUUGAGCCCUUGUCUCACCUCUUCGUCUGAGAGGAUGUCGAAUGUCCCAAACUUGACACUGAAACAAGACAACAAAAACGUGUUUAAAAACCUGCAUAACUGUGGUGCUGGUGCCACAAUGCAUGUCGCAUUGUAACAAAAUAUGUUGCCACUAAAAGACUGAAAGCAGCACCACGCCAUGAUGAAAAACGGUGG